CAGCUCGAGCUCUGCGGCCGCCGCCUCCCCGCUGACCCCGCGAUCUGAGGCUGUCAGCGAUGACUCUGGUUCUGUCCAUGAAUAGAUUUUGCGAGCCCAUUGUCUCUGAAGGAGCUGCUGAAAUUGCUGGGUACCAGACGCUAUGGGAGGCUGACAGCUACGGAGGCCCGAGCUCCCCGGGGCCAGCACAGGCCCCUCUGCAGGGAGACCGGGGAGCCGGUCCCCCGCUGGCAGGAUCACAUUACAGGGGAAUUUCAAAUCCUGUAACAACAUCCAAGAUCACAUACUUCAAGAGGAAGUAUGUGGAAGAAGAGGAUUUUCACCCACCACUCAGCAGCUGUAGCCAUAAAACCAUCUCAAUUUUUGAGGAGCGAGCCCACAUCCUUUAUAUGUCCUUAGAAAAGCUAAAGUUUAUCGAUGACCCUGAAGUAUACCUCCGAAGAUCUGUCCUUAUAAACAAUUUGAUGAAAAGGAUCCAUGGAGAAAUUAUCAUGCAGAAUAACUGGUGCUUUCCUGCCUGCUCUUUCAACGGCGCCUCUGCCCAAGAGUGGUUCAUGGCUCAAGACUGUCCUUAUCGAAAACGACCACGCAUGGCCAAAGAGGAGUGUGAAAAGUUUCAUGCCUGCUGCUUUUACCAAGAAUGUGGCGGCCACUACCUAAAUUUACCCCUUUCUGUCAAUGCUAAUGUCGGAAGUGCCUCCACUGCCUCUUCCUCCUCCUCCUCCUCAUCUUCCUCUUCCUCUUCCCCUCUGCCUUUACCGAGUUGUUCCCACCAGGUGGAUUUUGACGUAGGCAGACCACCUAUUUACAAGAGUGAUGGCCAGAUACCUGCCAAUGAAAUAUUCAUUACUAAUGUCAGGUCACUUGGUGUUCAGGAAAAGGCCAAAUUAAAUGAUGAGAAAGCAAACAGUGACACCAACAGGGAUGGUGGCCCCCUAAGCCAUGAACUUGUGGGAAAUGACCUUGCUUUUGAGUGCAAAGGCCAAUUUUAUGAUUAUUUUGAGACUGGAUGCAAUGAGAAAAACAAUGUGAGUGAGUCUUGGAAAAAGUCGUUGAGGAAAAAGGAGCCUUCACCAAGUAACAAACUAUGCUGCAGCAAAGGAAGUAAAAUAUGAGCCAUCUUUUCACCGAAACUUUGAAGCAUGCACAGCAUGAUCAAUUAGCUCUCAUAAAUUUUAUUUUGAAUGGCUUUUAUAGUUUUGUACAACUGAUAAAAUUAUGCCAUGAACAUGCCGUCUCGCUUUAAUGCCUGGAGAGCAGAUUGCAUAAAACAUCUGUAUAGUAGGCAUCAGCGAGCUACUUAUAAAUGUGGUGAUUUUAUCAAGAAAACAGUUGGCCGCUUAAAAGUAUAUAUCUUAGUUUUCUUACAGAAAAGAUGAGUAGAUUAGACUGGGGGACAACGUGCCCUUGUGAUAUUUCCAUUGCCUCCCCCCUUCAAGGAGCCCGUCAGUAGUUAAGAACCUUCAACGUGUUUGCCAAUUAAUUAGGUAGUUAUUUGGUAAGCAAAUCAAUAUAACCAGCAAAGGAUGUCUGCUUUUUCUAUAUGAUACAGUAUUUUUUCUGAAGAAAUGACUGAAAGCAAGGAGCUAGAUGAAAUGGCUUCAUGGUGCUGUUAAGUAUUUGUAUUUAACAGUCUUGUGUGACAGAUGAAAUAGGAGGGAACAUAAUAAAGCACACCUGUCUAGGGGCGGAAUCGACAGUAGCAGAGAGGGUAAUCCCUGCAAGUUCCUGGCUUGCCUGCGAUGGGUGAUGAAGCUUUUAGGGAUGCGUUAUACAGGGCGAUUUUUGGUGCCUUACUUUAUCUUAAUUUUUGCCAAUGUGAAAAUUAAGGAUAAAUCAGAGUUUCAGCAGGGAUUUAACAAACAGGA
Trichechus manatus latirostris (Florida manatee) is the source of this 1868-nucleotide messenger RNA. RefSeq names its product SERTA domain containing 4 (gene SERTAD4). Lineage: Eukaryota; Metazoa; Chordata; Mammalia; Sirenia; Trichechidae. The coding region runs from base 60 to 1115 and encodes 351 amino acids. The transcript is spliced from 4 exons. The record is from RefSeq and is a predicted model, not a curated record. Gene Ontology annotation, cellular component: nucleus.